Molecule: messenger RNA, 468 nt
Organism: Mycena indigotica
Lineage: Eukaryota; Fungi; Basidiomycota; Agaricomycetes; Agaricales; Mycenaceae
Exons: 1
Coding region: 1-468 (155 amino acids)
Source: RefSeq, a predicted model, not a curated record
AUGCCGCUCCUCCCUCUCCCUGCCCUCGCCGCCGUUCACAACAGGCUCUUCCCCGCAGGCGAGUACCUGCCCGCGCCCCCGACGCCCGCAGGCAUCUGCGCGAGCGCGCAGCUCGGCCCGACCAUGAGCUGCGUCGAGCUCAGUCCGUCCCCCGACGAGCGGCGCAUAUUCGCGGCCGUCGUCCUGCUGGAGGUGCUCCUCGUGCUGCUCGGCAUGUGCGCGGUGGAGCGUCUACUGCGCUGCGUCAUCGCGAGGCGCAUCCGAUCCGAACAUUCGCCCGAGCCCGCGCCGGAUUGGACGGCUUCGAACUUGAAGGACUUGAACGGGCGCAACUUGAACUGGAAUUCGGACUGGGACGCGGAAAUGGGAAAGAUUAGGGCGCCAGCGCAAGUGGUUGGGGGCGGGCAACAGAUUCCCGAUGAUGUCGAGGCUGCGGGAGAAGAGGCGGGAGGCGAACUGCUGGCAUGA